Molecule: messenger RNA, 1764 nt
Organism: Gambusia affinis (western mosquitofish)
Lineage: Eukaryota; Metazoa; Chordata; Actinopteri; Cyprinodontiformes; Poeciliidae
Product: C-type mannose receptor 2-like
Exons: 4
Coding region: 149-958 (269 amino acids)
Source: RefSeq, a predicted model, not a curated record
UGCAGCCUGCCUCGUCCUCUCCAGCAGCCUUCCCCGUCAGUACCAGUUUGUUGAUCUACCUCUGACUUGGACUGAAGCUCAGGCCUACUGCAGACAGACGCAUACAGACAUCGCCACAAUCCAGGACUCUGAAGAACUGACCCAGCUCAUGAACACACUUUCAUCUGCUAGGCACAGUUCUGACACCUGGAUUGGUCUCUACAAUGUGAUCGACUGGAGGUGGUCUGAUGGCUUCACAGGGGCCGGUGCUAAUUACAGCAAUUGGGAACUCAUUUUUAAUGAGCCAAAUUUUAUUGAAGCCAGUCAGUUCUGUGUGAAUAUUGGCAGCACUGGAUUGUGGUGGGAUGAUUACUGUGGGACAGAUUAUUCAGUUCUCUGUUACAAUGGCACACUGCUGGAUCCUGACUAUGUUUAUGUGGACAUAGGAAUGAAUUGGUUCAAUGCCCAGACGUACUGCAGGGAGAACUUUGUAGAUCUGGCUACAGUAAGCAGUGAUCUACAAAAUUGGAUGGUCAAGAAUUUGGUGCCUAUUGGAGUCUACUCGUGGAUUGGCCUCUUUAGACAACCCAACUUUUUCUGGUCUGAUGGCAGCAACGUCUCCUUCAGCAACUGGGAUAAUGUCUACAAUCCAAUUGGCUCAAUGACUACUAUUUGUGGCAUAACAUCUGUAAACAAUAUGGGAAAAUGGAGGUUAUUGUCUUGUGAAAACAAAUUACCUGUUGUCUGCUACGACAACCCCCCACAUUUCAAAGCUGUAACACAGCAGAGCGUGAAGCUGAGACUGGAGACUGAGGACUCUGUGAAUCUCAACGAGGCUGUUCUGAAAGAGGGCAUCCUUGAAAAGCUCCAGGACAGGCUGAAGGAGAACGGAGGGAAUGAGAUCACCCUAAAGUGGAGAGAGCCGCCUGAUGGUGAAGUCUUCAAGAAAGAAGGACAAGCAGUGAACCCUUUUCUUUAAGAUAUAAACCCUAAAUUUGUUGUUUGUUGCUAGAUUUUAACACAGGAAAAUGUUCACUAAAUUAGUCAUAAUUUUUAUUUUUUUUUAAAUGUCAACAUCCAUUUGUCUACACCAUCCAUUUGAUCCAAGUCAUAUAAGAAACACAUUGGUAAAAUAUAUUUUAUACAGAUACAGUGUAAAACUAAAGCAACAGCAUGACAAACUAAAACAAAUUUAAGAUAUAAGUAUAUAUUUACAGAUGCAUUUAAGAGUCUAAAAAGGUUGCACAUUUCUGAUAUACAGUGAACGUAUCUGAUAUGUACAACAUGCAUCUUAUGGCUUGAACUGUUUUGGAGUUAAUCAUCUCCAUUCUUAAAAAAUCUUCAAAAGCUGUGAUUACAAACGAUGAGGCUGACUCUACAGUGUGUCAUCCAUGAUAUGGAAGACAUAAAAGAGACUAUUUUUCAGAACCACAGAUAAAUUGACAUGUACUGCUUAGACUGCGGAAGACAAGCAAAUAAUCUGGAGAUAUGAAUGUUAAGUGUGACAAAUUAAUUCUGUUCUAUUUGAAAAAAACACUGCUGCUGCGGGUGAAACGCAAAAGGGUGAUGGAACAUAAUCUGUAAUAAAUCCUGCUAGACCUUCAUAAAUAGAUGUUGACAUAUUUUUCUCUGAUGCCGAUACUGUUCUGUAUCAGCUUGUUUAAACCAAAACCUUUAUUUCUCUUGUAUUCCUAUGUUUAGUCUGUGAUUAGGGAUUACUUUAUUUCAAUAAAGUAAUCAUUUCUACAAUAAAAUGUAAUGCUUGUAAUGCUUCUUUUAACUUUC